AACGUCAGCUGCUGUUUGGUAAACACAACUCUGGACGCUGUUCCUUGUGGCACCUUUUGGCACUUUGUGGCACCAUGUGACACCUUGUGGCACCUUUCUCAAGUUUUUAUCAAGCUCAUCAUCCAGGAGUGUGUAAUUGGUGUUGUACACGGUACAAACAUGUGCAAUCCUCAACCUACUGUACUUUAAAUCUGCAGUCCUUGACAGUACUGUACAGUAUCAUCCUGCAAUUAUGCAGAUACAGCGACCAUAAGAAACAGAAGAAACACUCACAGGUUACAUACACUAUAAAGAUCAAGGACCGUGUAGGCCUGUGGCGGUUGCUUUUUCUCCAGUCAGACAAGAGGAAAAUUAAAUACAAGCAUGCUGUGGGAAGACAGAGAUGUUCGCUUCGAUAUUACUCCACAACAGAUGAAAAUGAGGUCUGGUGAGCGAAUUAUUGACAAACUGGAAUCUGUUGAAGACACCAAAGGAAACUCGGGAGACCGUGGACGAUUCAUCAUUACAAACCUGCGGCUGCUUUGGUACUCCAUGAACAUGCCUCGGGUGUCACUCUCUGUUGGUUUGAACUGCAUAAUAAAUAUUACAACAAAGACAGUCAAUUCAAAACUGAGAGGACUAACAGAGGCUCUGUAUAUUCUUACAAAAGCGAACAACACAAGAUUUGAGUUUAUCUUUACAAAUCUUGUCCCGGGUUCCCCGAGGCUCUUCACAUCAGUUAUGGGAGUUUAUAAGGCUUACACUUCCUCUAAGAUGUAUCGCGAGUUGAAACUACGUGGCGCUAUCAUCCAGAAUAAACAGCUGAGGAUCUUGCCACAAGAACAAAUAUUUUCUCGUGUGAAUGGCGUCUGGAACUUAUCUAGUGACCAGGGCAACUUAGGGACUUUCAUCAUCACGAAUGUGCGGCUUGUAUGGUUCGCCAAUAUGAACGAAUUAUUCAAUAUAUCACUCCCAUUUCUGCAAAUCGCAUCUGUAAAAGUGCGGGAAUCUAAGUUUGGAAUGGCAUUAGUAAUUGAGAGCUCAGAACCAAGUGGAGGAUAUGUGUUGGGGUUCAGAAUUGAUCCCCUGGAGAAGCUGCAUGAGGUUCACAAAGAGAUCAAUGCACUGUACAGUGUGUACUCCCAGUGUCCAGUCUUUGGGGUGGAGUUUGUUCUGCAGGAUAAGCCAUCUACAGAUGAGGAGCAUCUAGAUUUACCAAGUGAGGACGAAGCUGAGAUUGACGAAAGUGUGAGCGACACAGCUGACGUUCUGGCAGCAUAUCUUGCAGAUGGUCAUCACCAGGACAGAGAACCAGUAUAUUCAAGUGAAUUAGGAUUGGCCAUUGAAAAGCUGAAGGAUGGGUAUACCUUACAAACUUUGUGGGAAGUUAUACCAAGCUAGAUUAUUUCCUUAUUCAUAAUUGUUACUUUAAACUUUCAUGAAGUUAGAAAUCAUCAGCACUAAGUAAAAAGAAAGGGAUAUAGUUUAGGAAUAUUCCCUUGAAUAUCUUUAGGGUGCUAAAGAUAUUCAAAAUAUCUUCUUAUUUUUUAUUUUGGAUGGUGUAAUCACCACAUAAUAAAUAAUUCACAACAGCACACCAUCCCUGCAGACACACACCGUAACUGUCCCAAUUUUUGGCUUGUUACAACUUGUAACAAAGUUGUUACAUCGUGUUAUAACGUUUUUAUGACGUAUUAGAACAUUGUUACAACUUGCUAUAUUAGUUGUUACAACUUGUUAGGUGUUAAAACUUGUUCGAACGUUGUAAUAACGUCGCAGUUUUGUCGUGUGUCUGGCGGGACUACCAUGAAAGAUUAGUUGCACAGUGCUUCUUGUAUUUACUAUAAUACAAUACACAUGGAAUACCUCCAUCACAAUAUACUGCCACUUAACCUUGUUCUAUAUCACAUUCUGUGUGCUAUGCACUUUUCAAGUCCCACUUUCUCACACAUUCAUUCAGCACGUCUGCCCUAUACCAGCCUUUCUUUUCUAUACUGGUAGUGGAUAUUAGAGAUAUUAAAUGAGUAAGGGUAGACAAGUAGAACAUUGCAAUAACCAUUUUAAUAAUUACAAUGUUCACAUUUCAAUAUUGCAUAAAACUAAUCAUAAUAGUGAUAAUAGUAAUUGUUAAUUGUAAAGAGGCUUAUAUUAAUAAUUUAAGAAUGAAAGUUAUUAUGUUUAUAGUCAUUUAUUCUAUCACCUUUUCUUUGGUUAAGUGCCAUUAAUUAGUUUUUUAUACUGGGUCAUUGAAGGUAAAAGUUUGAAGAAUAUUUAUAUAAAUAAUAAUAUAUUUUUAUUGUAUAGUAAAUAGAAGUCUUUAGGAAAAAUAAUAUUUGCAUCUAUGCAUGUUUUGUUGCAGAAAAAUAUACCUAUCAGAUAAUGAUCAGUUCAGUUCUAAGCCUUAGUGGGUUUUUUUUUUUUUCAAAAACAAAUUGAAAUUUAAGAACUUAAUAUGUGUUUGGUGUGUUAUUAUGUUUUUUCAUUAAUAAACUGUUUUUCUUAUUUAAUUAUACAGUGCUAAAAUAGCUUAGAUGUGCUGACAAUUAAAAUACCUAGUCGACAGAUGCACAUGAGAAAAGUACGUUAAUGUCACAAGUGAAUGAUAUUUUACAUAAGCUAUUUCCACCUCUCAGACUGUUUGUGAAUAUUUCUGAACUAUUCCUCUUGAAAUCUCUCAAAGACAAGAUCCAUCCUGGUCACUAAGUAGUAGUACAUGACAGUCAGGGAGGGUGAUGACCAAACCACACAUCAGAAGAUGGAGAAACGAUGUCAUUUUGCUCCGUCCUGAAUCAUUAUCAAGUUGUGUGUGAGGAAGAAAGGAAGGAACAGACCAAUAAAUAAGGAAAUAGAGUGAGGCAGGGAACAGGUAAGAGAAGAAGGUAAGAGUAAAGUAAAAGUAAGAAUAGGAUAAAAGGUACAAAUGGGAUGAAAGAAGAGUGGGAUGAGGUAAGAAUAAGAGGAAAGUAAGAAAAAGUAAAAUGGGUAGGCUUAAGUCAGGUCUUGUUUGUUAAAAAGGUUGGAGUAUUUAACGAAGUUCUGUGAAAGGGAAGAGUCAACAGCAACAAAGUCAGGACUAAGGUUCAUGUUGGGUAUGUUGUAUACCAGAGCUGAUUCAACAACAUAGCGUCUGUGAAAACUAGAAGCAGGAAAGAUUAUUUUAGAAGAUGGCCAAUCUUUACAAUUAUUAGAGUCCAUAACAUGACAUAAGAGAGCAUUGUUUAUGUCUGCAGACUUAACACCUCUUUUGUGUUCAAGUCUGUCAUUUAAUGUACAGACAGUUUCAGCAGAGUAUUGGAGAGGACAAGACAAACACGAAAUAGUGUAGUGUAAUAGGAAUGAGCUGGUAAGAAAUUAUGUUGCUGGUUGCUCUGUUGUGAGAAAGAUUUCAAUGCUGUAGUCAGUCUUAUAUUCUCAUCCACCUGACUGUUUGGAUCAACACUGCUUAUUGAGUGAUUGGUUAUAGGAAAGUACUGUACUUGAUUCUGAGAAAUGUGCUGACAUGUGUGGAAGUACUGUAGCUGUUACAGAAUUUCUGAUGUAGUUGCUACACUCUAAUAUACUAUGUGACAACAAAUGAAUAAAAUGUAAUCAAUAGAAAUUAACAUUCAAUUUAGUGUAUUAAUGUGGGAAUGCAUGCAGAUGUGGGUGUAACUGAUGUGUGUAGGCCUAUAUAUUCUUGUGUAUAUGUACAGUAUAUACUUUAAUAUAAUUACACAAACACCAGCA
This is a messenger RNA of Procambarus clarkii (red swamp crayfish), 3705 nucleotides long. It is a transcript of the gene BBS5, whose product is annotated as Bardet-Biedl syndrome 5 protein. Lineage: Eukaryota; Metazoa; Arthropoda; Malacostraca; Decapoda; Cambaridae. Gene Ontology annotation, cellular component: ciliary basal body; BBSome. Gene Ontology annotation, biological process: cilium assembly; intracellular transport. The record is from RefSeq and is a predicted model, not a curated record. Gene Ontology annotation, molecular function: phosphatidylinositol-3-phosphate binding.